UGCCUUUGCACAGUAACGUUGCAUAUGCCACAUCCAAAAUGGCGGCUCUCUCUGGUCGUCAAAUUUACGACCUCAUUCCCAUCCUGCACUUACUAUUGUCGCGGGCGCGGAUUUAGAAAUAGAUUGUAACUGGCUGUUUCUGUAAACUAUUUUUUUUAAUGUACGCAUAAUCGGCGCUCCGUUAUAGAUGAAAAAAAUCUAAUGACCGCAUAACUUCACGAUUUGCAUCUUGUCUGUAGUCCGUGUUGCAAUAAAUAACUUGACACCAGCUGCAAUGUGUAGUGGUGUGUCGGCCAGUGAUGAACGCUUAGCGCUUUUAACUGCCAAAGAAUCCGCAAUUUAACAAAAAAUAGGUAAAUGACGUGGCUGUUUUUGGGGAAGUUUGGCACUGACUAGAAGAUUUCGUAUUGAACAUUGUCGUGUUGAAGUGGAAAGCGAACAUGCAGAAUGACACCGCCACCCUGCGCAGACCCGAGGACGCCCUCGCUCCCAAACUGUGUUUCGGACAGUACCAGUACACUGCAGAGGAGUACCAGGCCGUUCAGAAUGCGCUACGGCAGACGCUCGGCCCUGAAUACAUCAGCACUAGAAUGGCAGGAGGUGGACAGAAGGUCUGCUACAUUGAGGGACACCGCGUGAUCAGCCUAGCUAAUGAGAUGUUUGGGUACAAUGGCUGGUCCCAUUCCAUCUCCCAGCAGACUGUAGAUUUUGUGGACCUCAUCAAUGGAAAAUUCUAUGUUGGAGUAAGUGCAUUUGUGAAGGUUCAGCUGAAGGACGGCUCAUACCAUGAGGAUGUGGGUUACGGCGUCAGUGAGGGACUGAAGUCUAAAGCCAUGUCGCUGGAAAAGGCGCGGAAGGAGGCUGUCACAGAUGGACUGAAAAGAGCCCUCAAGUGCUUUGGCAAUGUACUGGGAAACUGUAUCCUGAACAAGGAGUACCUCAUAGCAAUCAACAAAAUCCCAAAACAGCCUCCACCCCCGCUGGACCCAGCUCAGACAAAACGCGUGGACAGUGAGCCCCUGGUGGAGAAGGCGAGGUAUUGCAGCUUGGCUCUGGAAAACAAACACAGUAGCACGAGACAUGGUGCACUGGGGCAGGCCGCCACAGCGUGUACCUCAGCCUCCACAAUUCAGGGUUCGGUCAGCGCUAGAACCUCACUGUGCAAAGGCAUAAACCAGCAGGAGAUUGAAAACAUACCUGACAACUUAUCCAGGUCAGCCGCUGACAUUUCCGACGUGGCCGGUUCCUCGGACCCCAAGCACCUGAGGAAGCUGAGGCAGCAGCAGUUGCAGCAGAAGUUUCGUCAGGAGAUGGAAGCCCGGAGCAGACAAGAGGGCCAGCGUAUCACCAAAGGGGAAUUAGGCGUGUCCAGAGAGGAGACGUCACGCUUCAUCCAAGGUAGAACAAACUCCUCCGGCUCGGGCGAUUCCUGCGUCAGCCACAGUACCCCCGCAGCACCCCGUGCCACCCGUGGAGAGGAGGAGCAGCAUCUAGCUGAUGACCCUGAGCUUUGGAACUUUACCCUGGAAGGUAUGGACCUUCUAGAGGAGCCCAAAGCAGGGGAGAAGUACCAACAACCCUCCACCCCUAGUGGAGGCCACCAGAUGCUGACACGCAGCAAGACCCCCCAGAGAAUAGGCUCUCUCCGGCCUCCCGCAAGACCCCAGGAUCUAGCUGCCCGCCACCAGUACAGACCUCCCCAGCAGCACCACAGUGCCCAUUCAGCAGGGGGGGCAGAAAGUCCCUAUAGACAAGGACAUCUCUUAAAGAAACGAAAAUUGGACACCUAGUGCGGGGUUUGCAAUAAGUUUAGAUGCACCCAGAGCAUAUUUAUUUUAAUGGCUUUAUAAUCUUUGUUUUGCUUUAAAUAAAAUCACCAUUUAA
Molecule: messenger RNA, 1884 nt
Organism: Paramormyrops kingsleyae
Lineage: Eukaryota; Metazoa; Chordata; Actinopteri; Osteoglossiformes; Mormyridae
Gene: rad52
Product: RAD52 homolog, DNA repair protein
Biological process (GO): double-strand break repair via single-strand annealing; mitotic recombination; DNA recombinase assembly
Cellular component (GO): nucleus
Source: RefSeq, a predicted model, not a curated record